UCCAGCCCAGCUUCUCUCCACUGCUGCAGUACGACGAGUCUCGGGAAGUACUCAACCACACCUUCAGCUUCUACAGUUCCAUAAUGCUCCCCUCCACCUUAAAUUCCCCCACUGCCUCCCUCAAUCAACCUCUGCCCUCUCUGCUGCCCUCCUCUCUCCUCAACCCCGCUUUAAUCCCCAUCCCUUUACCCUCAUCCUCUCAACAGACACCCAAUUUUGACUAUGAUCCCUUAUCCUCCACCUUCUCUUUGAAGGACUUAGCCAACCUGGAGAGCAUGCUCCUCUGGACCCUCCAUGAGCCCAGCACCAUCGCUCUGACCGUCAUGUACUGCCUGUCUUUCAUUCUGGGAUUUGUUGGGAAUUUAAUGUCCCUGCGUGUCCUCACCAACAGGCGGAGCCGGCAGCUGGCUGGUGUUAGUGCCACGCGCAGCCUCCUUGUGAACCUGGCAGUGUGUGACCUCGCUGUGGUUCUUGUGUGCAUGCCCAUCACACUGGGGAGCCAGAUCUACUCCGCUUGGGUCUACGGGGACCUCCUCUGUCGAGCGGUGCCCUUCACGCAGGCUGUUUCGGUCUCAGCGAGUGUGUUAACUCUGACUGUGAUCAGUGUGAAUCGCUACUACAGUGUUCGGUCUCCACUGAGAGCUCGCUCCAUGUUCACCAGGCGUCGAAUCUUGGCAACCGUCGCCGUGGUGUGGACGGUGUCUUCGAUCAUGUGCGCUCCUAUUGCGGUGAUGAACCGGCGACGGGAGAUCAGCUUUGGGACAUUUGCCAUCUUGGUCUGUGAGGAGAAGUGGCCUCAGCAUCGCCUUAAACAAGGAUACAACGUGCUGCUGUUCGUGAUGCUUUACUGCCUGCCAGUGACCUUUAACCUCACUAUAGGCUUCCUGACUGGCAGGCGGCUUUGGGGAGGAAAGAAAUCCACGUUUGCUGAUCUGGAUCCCCGCAGCAAAGCUCUGCACGCCUCACGCCUCAAGACGCGCCAGAAGAUCGCCAAGAUGGUGGUGUGUCUGGUGCUGUUAUUUGCGAUGUCGUGGCUGCCGCUCUACUUGGCUGACCUUUGGAUCGACUGCGAGGAAAGGCCACCGUCUUGGCUCUUGCAGACGCGGCCUUUUGCUCAGUGGCUGGGCCUGACAAACUCCAGCCUGAACCCCAUCUGCUACUGUUUCAUAGGGGAUCUGUACCGCUCGGCCAAAGGGAUGCGGAAGCGAUACUACCAGAAAGUUGCGUCUUUCUUUGGCUCCUCUUCAUUCUCAGGCUCAGCGGCCGUGGCGUCUCCUGCCACAGUGAUUACAGACUCCAAAGGGACUUGUGCUGAGCGCCACCAUAUUGCCGCUGCUGCUGUGGCAGCGUCUGCAUCCAUUGUUGCGAUCCCCAGGCUGUUAAGCUUGGCUAGGGCCCAGUGCCUGGGGCAGAAGGUCGGAGACAGUUCAGACAGCCGAGUGGGAUCUGACCACAGUAUCUCAGACUGGUGUCGGUCCAGUCCCAGUGUAUGUGACAGCUCUUUGUUCCCAUGCCAGCUCCAAAUACCCCAGCUCUCCAUACAAAGAGUAGACUUCCUGCCCACAAGGAGACACUCCGUGAAUGAGAACACAGGGUCAUUACCUCUAGGAAUCGAGUCUGUGGAAAUAGGUUUCCUGCCUUUGAGGCGGCAUUCGGGGGAGAGAAUAUAUGGUCCGUCAGCUGAUAAGAGAGACAUCAUUACCAUGGGCAGGGAUGGUCUCCGUUUUUCUGGGCAGCACAGAAGCAAAACAUCACAAACCUACUUUCAAGUGGAAGACAGGGAGGAUGAAACAACCACUAUGACCAGCCUUUGAGAGCUAGUAUCAGCAGGGAAAUAUAUUCUUUAUGUGUCCGUCCUGCAGGCAGCACAAACACACACAGCUUCUGAUUCAUUCUGCAAGUAGACAGCGUUGGUUAAUCCCUUGCAAAAGCCACUGUUUGUAUUGAGGAUAAACUGAGCUGGUCUUCACACUAAUUCUUUCGCUGUUCAGUUUUCUCCUGGUACCAACAAAAACUCAGGGGCUUCAUGAUCAAUGAUUCGACCAAUGAGCUCAGGCUGACGAAAGCAGUUGGAACAGUGGCGGAGAGAAGCCUCAAGGGGAAGAGUCAUGCUUAAUAGCCUCCGGCUGGAAAGCCAGUUAUCAUUAAAAAUAUCUCAUUGAAGCAGUGCACCAUUACACUCAAGUCAUAUCAUAAAUUAUUGAGCUGCAAGUCACAGUCGUGUCUAACAUUGGAUCAAGACCAUAACCCAGCAGGACAUAUGAGUGUGAGGAGUUUAUUUGCUUCUCUUUCUCUCUGAAUGAUAGGGUAGGAAAAUACUGUAUCAGAGCUUCUGACAUCUAUUGUCACCCUCAUCUUCUGCAGUCCGCGAAAGAUGUACCUUCGCAGCAGUUGUUCAUGCGUGCAGUCAUACAGGAGAUUUGAAUGAAACAUAUAAAUCAGAUCAUCUUAAACCUUCCUUAUAAUGACUUUUUUAAAAUUGUCUUAUGAACUGUGAUAUUGCUAUUACAGGUAGGAAGGUAUGAUGCACGUAUAAGGUGCAUCAGAUUACGAAAGUUGGUUAGGUUGUCCUAAACAAGCUAGUUUACGUCAUUCAAAGGAUGUUUUAAGAGUCAGUUAGUCACCCCUAAUUAACCAAACAAACAUGAUUUCUCCUUUGCCUUAAGUGGUUUCUAAUCAUGGAAAUAAUUGUGGAUUAAUUUGACCUGGUGUUGAGAUAACGUUUCUCUAAUUUUGAUGAAUGCAAUUGUGGUUAUGGUUCUCAGAGGAUUUAAAAAUAAUUGUUGCAUGUGUCUUUCCAAAAUCUGUGUCCUAGCCAUCUCAAUUUCCCUUCAUCACUCAGUUUGACACUGUUCAUAAUAGUGUGUGGGGAUAAUUUCACCCCAACUAAUCAGUAGUUAAUUAGAUAAAUCCGUCUUGCAGAUCUCAUCCUCAGUCAGCAGUGGAGUAAUGUUUGCAGGAAGCAGUUGACAUGUUUUCUUGCGGAUUUAAGAAAUAUGCCAGUUUUUCUUGUGGAGACGUCACCAAAACAUACAGUGUGUCUCUUUGAGGCCUUAACAAUUGGCUUACAAAAUCCAUAUGCAAACCGGAUUGUUUCAAUCCUACAUUGUUUACAUCCAUGUUUAGUUCCUAGCAGUUUAUUUUUUUAAAGAUAUAUUCUGCCAUCUCUGCUUUAUCAGAUAUACGGCGCAUGCAAUGUACCACGGGAAGUAGAGGGGUUCCCCAAUGGUGUUUUUCUUUCCUGGUAAAGCCUGCAUAUUGCUGUGUGUUUAGAUGUGUGUUUGCUAUCAGUAAAUCGGUGUAAACCUGUGAGACACACGAAGCAGAGAAAUCUCAAAACCAAGACAAAUUAGUCUGGGAAUUCUAGAUACCACUAAAGGUUAGUCAAACAUGUUUCCAAUUUAAGUGAGCUGACCUUUUACAUUUUAUAUAUCAAACUGGCUGUACCAUGAAUAGCUGUAUAACAGUUUUAGGAAUUGAUAACAGGAUAGGGGUUGGGUCAACCGGAUUUGCUGCCUGAUAUACCAGCAAAUGCCUUGUUGAGUAAAGGACUGACAGGGGGUGCAGUAAUAGCUUUAAAGGUUAAAGAAAUAGAACACACACACACACACACACACACACACACACACACACACACACACACACACACACACACACACACACACACACACACACACACACACACACACACACACACACACACACACACACACACACACACACACACACACACACACACAAAUGCAUGUACACGGACAACACCAUCUACCCUCAGGCUGCUUGCAGUUGUUUGCAGGGCAGAGGUGGUGAAUAGCAUGAACUGCUGUGACAUCAAGCUGCUAAUCACACCCCCUCCCAGCAGAAGUGAAGAGGUGCAACACUUAAGGCAUCAAAUUGUGUUGAGACUGUCCUAUUUAUGUCAUUGGAUAACGUUGCUUUGUACCUCUAUGCCAUAAACUGUGACCGUGUCUUUCAUCUCUCCUUCUCGCUUUACUUUCAUCUACCUCUCUCUUUAUCAGUUUUGCACUUUGUUGAUAGAGGGCAUGUGUAAUUAAAAUUGUACAUUUGGUGUUUCAUUAAAAAAGCAAACAUUU
Molecule: messenger RNA, 4094 nt
Organism: Eleginops maclovinus (Patagonian blennie)
Lineage: Eukaryota; Metazoa; Chordata; Actinopteri; Perciformes; Eleginopidae
Product: neuropeptide FF receptor 2-like
Exons: 2
Coding region: 84-1814 (576 amino acids)
Biological process (GO): cellular response to hormone stimulus; G protein-coupled receptor signaling pathway
Cellular component (GO): plasma membrane
Molecular function (GO): peptide binding; G protein-coupled receptor activity
Source: RefSeq, a predicted model, not a curated record